This is a messenger RNA of Pan troglodytes (chimpanzee), 633 nucleotides long. RefSeq lists its product as uncharacterized. The record is from RefSeq and is a predicted model, not a curated record. NCBI's taxonomy places the organism in Eukaryota, Metazoa, Chordata, Mammalia, Primates, Hominidae. The transcript has 2 exons. The coding region runs from base 1 to 633 and encodes 210 amino acids.
AUGCUACGUCGCAAUAAACUGGUGGAGGAGCGAGACUCCCACCCGAGCGCUCCCCUGCGCCGCGCCUCCGCGACGGGCCUGAGCCGGACCCAGGAGCUGCACACUCCCAAACGUUCUGCUCUUCCGCGGGGCUCUAGGUUCCACCGGCGCUUACCUCACGGCGGGAAUCACGUCGACGGGGGUGGGCGGGGCCAGACGGGUCACCGAGGUCAAGGAAGGCCGGCUGAUUUAGAGAAGGGCGGAGGGUUGGGGGGAGGGAAAAGGAAAACGAAAGAGAGACUGAGGCUGGGAAAACGCUUCGCCGCCUCCUCCUCUUCCUCUGGAAGAUAUCAUCUAUCUCGCCAGCAUCCAGGACGACUACCUACGCCACCGACUUUCAACACUCGCGAGAUUCCUUAUUGGCUCACUGACUGGGUCCUGAGCGCGCAUGCGCAUACUGCCCUCCUCACCCUUGGCCCGCCCUCUUCCAGACCUCUAGCCGGCUCGGGAGAGAAGAGUGGGCGGGACCUCCAGGGAGCGCUCGGAGGCGUAGGGGUCGGCGGCACUACCGGAAAACUUGCCUGGGUUUUGCGCUGCCCAUUCAAACGUGGAAGUCUUGUGUCUGGCCCCAAAACUUCUGCCGUAUCCGCUUAG